Bicyclus anynana (squinting bush brown) is the source of this 1095-nucleotide messenger RNA. Its product is annotated as actin-3-like. Lineage: Eukaryota; Metazoa; Arthropoda; Insecta; Lepidoptera; Nymphalidae. The coding region runs from base 1 to 1095 and encodes 364 amino acids. The transcript has 2 exons. The record is from RefSeq and is a predicted model, not a curated record.
AUGCAUUUUGAGAAACCACCCGUUGUGAUUGAUAAUGGCAGUUUUGACAUCAAAGCUGGUUUCGCAUGCGACAAUCACCCUGUGUCCAUGUUCCGGACACUGGUUGGGCGACCCAAUUACUUGGGCGGGCGGUAUGGCCGUGAACAUUAUGACGUUUACAUAGGUGACGACGCAACACUGCUACAACUGGAUUUGGAGUUGAACUAUCCCAUAGUACAUGGGAAGAUAGAUCAUUGGGAUAACAUGGAAAGGAUUUGGCAUCAUAUAUUUUAUAGGGAGUUGAAAGUCGCACCAGAAGACCGCGCUGUAAUUUUGGCUUGUGGAGUGAAAUCUUCUAUGAAAGAGAAAAUACAAUGUUGCGAAAUUUUCUUCGAAACUCUCAACUCUCCUGUUCUUUGCAUUCAGCCACAAGCUGUACUGUCAUUGUAUGGAUCUGGUGCAACGACCGGUGUCUGUGUAGACAUCGGUCAUGAUUCCACUGACAUAGUACCAAUAUACGAAGGAGGUAUAAUCAAAUAUGCGCAUAUAGAAACGGGGAUAGCUGGCUUUCAAAUAUCGGAGUAUAUACAAAAAUCUCUCCAAGAGCGCAAUAUUUUCAAUGAAAAUGUUUCCAUUGAAGAUAUAAAAAAACAAUAUUUAUAUGCUACACCAAACUGUGCAAUGAAAAUAGACAAACAAUUAUACAUUUCAGAAACUGGUGAUGUAAUUGAUGUAAGUAAUGAGGCUAUUAUGGGUGCCGAAAUAAUUUUCCAGCCAAAACUAUUUAAUGAUAACAAUAACAAUUGCCAUUCGUUGCAUGAAACUGUAAGAACUUCUGUACUAAAAUGUGACGCUGAGUUAAGAACACAACUUUGUGAUGCUAUCGUGCUAUGUGGAGGUUCGGCUUCCGUGCCGGGGAUAUGUGAACGAUUACGUAUUGAGCUACAAGGGACGAUGGAUAACACUGUCACAAUUUUAUCCUCGGUAGAACCUUACGCCGUGGCUUGGUUGGGAGGCGCCACAUUUGCAGGGUUGCCAGACGCUGAAAAGCUUUGGAUACAAAAAAAACAGUUUGAGGAUUACGGUGAAAAAAUUGUCAAAAAUAAAUUCAUGUGA